Molecule: messenger RNA, 664 nt
Organism: Rubroshorea leprosula
Lineage: Eukaryota; Viridiplantae; Streptophyta; Magnoliopsida; Malvales; Dipterocarpaceae
Source: the annotation of a GenBank genome assembly
GUCCAAGUGAGACCAGCGGAGAAGUCGGAACUCCAAGGUCGGCGGCGGGUUUACAUCGACGGCAGCGAAAUGGACAUUGUAAACAAGCUGGCGGGCUUAGUGACGAAAGCAGCAAACAAUAACGUGGUGAUCGACGGGUUACUGGUGAGCUCGUUCUUGGCGCUGUGCGUGAGAUCAGUGAACCAGGAAAAGAACAUCGAAACCCUAGAGGCAGAGAAGGAAUCUCUGACCAAAACCAACAAGGCCAUGAAAAAGGCUAUGUGGGAUUGGAAGCAGCAGCUCUUCGCUGAAGCAGCCUCUGAUUCCACUCUCGUCCCUCUUGCCACACUCAAGGCCAUUUAUGGCGAAGCCCCUGGUCCUCAAAUCGGGGAUGCUGCUAAGAAAGACACAAAAUCUCCUGCAUCUGAAAUUGUGGUUUGAGUCCUGUUCGCUUGUCUUUGAGGGCAACAGAAUUGUUAGGCGUCAAACUGUUGAUAAUUGUAACCUCAUUGAAAGCAAGAUCUUAUUAGACCAAAUAUGAAUUCCUGAAUUAGCCGGAGUAAUUAUGUUAAAUUGAUUAUUCGUCACUUUUGGUGAAUGAAGAGUGGAAUUUCAUGGCUUAGAAAACAUUUGCCUCAUUUUCUGCUGAAAUUUAUUUGGAGGUAAAGAAAUUAAGAGUUUAUUA